Molecule: messenger RNA, 978 nt
Organism: Sordaria macrospora k-hell
Lineage: Eukaryota; Fungi; Ascomycota; Sordariomycetes; Sordariales; Sordariaceae
Source: RefSeq, a predicted model, not a curated record
AUGGACAUCAUAAUAACAGGCGCCGGCCUCUCCGGUCUUUCCACCGCUCUAUCCCUCCGGCGCGCGAAUCCUUUGCACAGAAUCACUAUCCUCGAGCGUUCCUCUCAUUACAAUCACUCCACCUCUACCAAUACCACCACCAUCACCACCACCACCACCACCAAACCCCAACACCACUCCUCCCACGAGAUCGGCGCAGCAAUCAACGUCCCGCCCAACAUCUCCCGCUUCCUCUGCCACCCUUCACCGGGCCGCGGAUGGGGUCUAGACCCGGUAAAACAAAAAUUUGUGAAGAGCGAAGGGGUGUUGGUCAUGAACCCCAUGACUAUGGAACAGAUUGGCGAAGGACUGGAUCAUAGUAGGAAUGAAGAGGGGGAUGAGAGUGAGGUUGAGAUUGGCGAUGGGAAGGAGAUUGGCGAUGAUGAUGGGGCCGGAAAUGGGGAUGGGAAGGAAGGGAAGAGGGAGAGGAAGGGGUGGGUGAGGAUUGAGGGCGGAAAGGAAGUGAUUGCGUAUGACCCCUCAACACCCUCAGUAACCCUCUCCAACAACACUGUCCUAGCCGCCGACCUCAUCAUCGCCGCCGACGGGGUGCACUCCCGCGCACCCGAGUCUGUCCUCGGCCACCCGAACCAUGAGCCUCAGAUGCUUCCGGACCCGAAGCUGAACACCUGCUAUCGGUUCCUGAUUCCCACGGCGGAAAUUGCCAACGAUCCAGAGACGAUGUUCUUCCUAGAUUCGGAUAACAAGGAAGCAAAUGUUUGUCGGCUUUGGCCGGAUGUGUUGGGGAAGAAGAGGUUAAUUUGUUAUCGGUGUCGUGGUGGAGAAAUCCUCAACUUCGUCGUCAUGCUUCGGGAUGAGACGACCAAUACCGAUACUACGAAGCGAGAAGACUGGCAUGCCCCCAUCUCCAAGUCCGAAGUCCUCUCCAAGCUCUCCGACUUCCACCCUGGAAUCCUAGCAGUGAUCAAGUACGUCUAG